AUGCAAAAAUUAAAAUCAAAAUGCAAGAAAGCAGCAAUUGAGCUAGCUAUAGCUGCUGCUAGAGAAUUAGUUGAUAAUUCUGUUAUACUUCCUCGCAUUAUUCCUAUACCAAAAACUGGUGGGGUACUACCUUUGAUUCCGAUUUUUGCUGGAUUAUCGGCUACGGGAACCUUAGCAGAUAUUUCCUCAAAUCCGGGAUCUCAUUGGCUAGCCUAUGUAAAAUUUAAUAUUUAUGUUGAAUAUUUCGACAGUUAUGGAAAUCUUAAACCUCCAAUGGAAUUGAUAGAAUAUUUAGGUCCUAAAGUCCACUAUAAUUAUGAUAACAUACAGCGUGAUCACCCUUUCAAUUGUGGAAAUCUUUGUUUGAUUUUUUUGGAGAAUUUUUGGCGCAAACAAGACAUAAAAUAA
Messenger RNA from Parnassius mnemosyne (clouded apollo), 408 nucleotides. The record is from the annotation of a GenBank genome assembly. Lineage: Eukaryota; Metazoa; Arthropoda; Insecta; Lepidoptera; Papilionidae.